Verruconis gallopava is the source of this 2527-nucleotide messenger RNA. RefSeq lists its product as uncharacterized. Bases 381 to 2171 code for a protein of 596 amino acids. Lineage: Eukaryota; Fungi; Ascomycota; Dothideomycetes; Venturiales; Sympoventuriaceae. Gene Ontology annotation, cellular component: membrane. The transcript is spliced from 3 exons. The record is from RefSeq and is a predicted model, not a curated record. Gene Ontology annotation, biological process: transmembrane transport. Gene Ontology annotation, molecular function: transmembrane transporter activity.
CACGACAGACGCUGUGCCGAUAUUGGUCCGUGAUAACACUCGCUCUUAAGUGUGUCGCGAAGCUAAGCAACGUUCUUCGGCCACGCCAGCUACAUACAACCUGAUUCUGUAUUGGAUCUUGCUAGCGCUGGAUCAUGUUUACGACAUUCCACAACGCCAAUCUGCACACUAUAUUCCUAGCCGCCAAUGGUCUUGCCGCCACGAAACAACCACAAAGCGAUUGACCAUUAAGCAUCCCGGUAUCCAUGGGCAUGUAGGGAUUGCCAUAUUCUUAACUUCCUGAUUAUCAAUCGCUUGGUCUUUGCUUUCUUCUAUGGAAGUCCUGCCGCUUUUCUCAUCAGUCGCACGUCGCCCUUGAUCCUUUUAGCCUUGAGCCCACCAUGGACCACAACGGCGCAUUCACCGUGGACGAUAACGUUGAUACGGUACACAAGGUUAGAGCGCGGAGAUCGAUUAUUGGUGAGAAUACAAUGCUUGUGUCAGGAGGCAUAGCCAGUCAUGCAAAUGGAAGUUCACAUACAGAAGAGUCAGAGGAAUCGCCGCUGCUGUCUAGACGCUCGACCGCACGCAAUGAAUCUGCUGCAAUGAACGAGGCCUCAGCAUCGUCAAGUUGGCCAGAUUGGGACCACCUGCCUUGGUACCGGCAGCCAUCACCCUACUGGCUUCUCUUUCCAUUCCUCUUCUCCGCCCUUGCGUUCGGAGGGAUUCUCGUCCCAAAGACCAACCUAAUCCUCGCCUUGAUCUGCCGAGAAUAUUUCGCUGAUCAGGCCGUUUCAUCGCAUCCGGACUUUCAUUUUAUUGCCGGUUAUGGUUCUGUGGGAGAUGCAGAGGAUAUAUGCCGGAAUGCGGAUGUGCAACAACGGGUUUCUUUGUUUUUGUUUCAAGGCAGUCUAAUUUCUGGCAUAUUGGCUGCAAUCAUCGCUCCAAAGCUUGGUGCGCUGUCUGAUCGCUACGGUAGAAAGCCUAUCAUGUGUAUCACGAACCUUGGCAUGCUCCUUGGGGAGGUUUUGACGAUCCUCGCUGCAAAGUAUCCCGAAACAUUUCCUGUAAAGUGGCUGCUAUUAGGAUACUUUUUUGACGGGCUUUGUGGAAGCUUUAUCGCUUCCAUGUCGCUCUCCCACUCCUACGCCACAGACUGUACACCUCCAGAACGCCGAAACAUCGUGUUUGGCUACUUCCAUGGCUGCCUCUUCACGGGAAUCGCGCUUGGCCCACUCUUCGCCGGAUACCUAGUGAAAUGGACAGGCAACAACAUUGUCAUGUUUUACGUUGCGCUUGGCUGCCACAUCUUCUUUCUUAUCUUCCUUAUCCUUCUUGUGCCUGAAUCUCUGUCUAAGGCACGGCAAACGACGGCGCGAGAGAAGCACAGGAUGGAAAUGGAAUCACAUUCCGGCUCUUCAUGGAUACAGCGAUUGAGAUAUUACAACCUGUUCGAACCGCUCAAAAUCCUUUAUCCGACUGGACCAGGUUCCUCACCUGCUGUUCGCCGAAACUUGCUGUUAUUAGCCACCGUAGAUACAAUCAUCUUUGGAGUCGCCAUGGGUGCUCUAUCCAUUGUUAUUGUUUAUUCGAAUUACAUGUUUGGAUGGAAGACCUAUGAACAGUCUAUGUUCAUGACGAUCGUCAACACCUCACGAGUCUUUUGUCUGCUCGUCGUACUUCCAGCUAUCACACUCCUCUACAGACGAAAACAUGGUGAGAGAGGCGGUCGACCUGCCUCUCAAUCCGGAACAGACCUUUUUGACUUGACAGUUCUGCGUGUUGCUAUAUUGUUCGACGCUUUGGGAUUUCUGGGUUACGCUUCAUCAAAGGCCGGUUGGACUUUUAUGGCCUCUGGAGCUCUUGCUGCCGUGGGUGGCAUGGGUAGUCCAACGCUCCAAGCGGCUCAGACCAAACAUAUCCCGCCUGAUAGAAUUGGUCAGCUUCUCGGUGCAAUGGGUCUGCUGCAUGCUGUUGCCCGUGUGGUAGCGCCGUUGGUUUUCAACGGUAUAUACAUGGCUACUGUUAAGACAUUUCCUCAAACUGUUUUUGUGACAUUAACAGCCAUGUUCGUCCUAGCCUUCGUUGUGAGCUGGUUUGUCAAGCCUGGAGUCAAACUUGACGACGAUAGUGACAUUUACCGCCAACAUUCAAGCAAUGACGAUAACGACGAGGCAGAUGUGGGCACAUAACCGUCUCCAGAUCUAAUUUUUUUUCCGUUGAGCCUGUCAUGAUUAUGACUUGUGAUUAUGAAAGUUCACGAGCAUCGUCCGUCACAUACGCUGUUUUCCACAUAUCGACGUAUGGUAAAGGCAGUCUUUAUGGGAUGUUCAGAGGCAAAAGAUAUCAGCAGUUUGGUUCAAUAAGAAACAUUUGCAUUGCUAAGCAUAUUUAUGAGUCACGACCAAAAUUAACGUUGGUGAAGUAGUCUCGGUAGACUUCAGUGGUGCGUCAGGAUUCGAUAGACCGUGAGGUAUAUAUACAAGAUUUUCUUCUCGGUGCCCAUGAUAGAUUCUUCAGCUCAUAUUUUCCGUUAUCUCCGGUCUAC